Messenger RNA from Humulus lupulus (European hop), 1238 nucleotides. Its product is annotated as uricase-2 isozyme 1-like. Gene Ontology annotation, biological process: purine nucleobase catabolic process; urate catabolic process. The transcript is spliced from 8 exons. Gene Ontology annotation, molecular function: urate oxidase activity. The record is from RefSeq and is a predicted model, not a curated record. The coding region runs from base 107 to 1030 and encodes 307 amino acids. Gene Ontology annotation, cellular component: peroxisome. NCBI's taxonomy places the organism in Eukaryota, Viridiplantae, Streptophyta, Magnoliopsida, Rosales, Cannabaceae.
AAUAUCAUAAUACAUACAUAAAAGACAGAGCAGAGUAACGAUACAUUUGUUCUACUAAUUCUAGUCCUAGCUGCUUCGGUCGGUGAGCAGAGCACCACCCCCAGCCAUGGCCAACCAGAUUGACGGCUUCAACUUCGAGCAGAGGCACGGCAAAGCCAGGGUCAGAGUCGCCAGAGUUUGGAGGAACGUAGACGGACGCCAAUCCAUCGUCGAAUGGAACGUCAGCAUCAGCCUCCUCUCCAAUUGCGCCGCUUCCUAUGUUCACGACGACAAUUCCGAUAUCGUCGCCACUGAUACCAUGAAGAACACCGUGUAUGCAAAAGCUAAGGAAUGCACAGAGCAACUUUCAGUGGAGAACUUUGCAAUUGAACUGGGCAAACACUUCACAUCAUAUUACCAGCAGGUACAUGCUGCCAUCGUUAAGAUAGUUGAAAAGCCUUGGGAGCGUAUCUCUGUAGAUGGUCAACCCCAUGAACAUGGCUUUAAACUUGGGUCUGAGAGGCAUACAACAGAGGUAGUAGUGCAGAAGUCUGGCAUGCUAAAGUUGACAUCUGGAGUUGAAGGUUUGGCUGUACUUAAGACAACAAAGUCUGGUUUUGAGGGAUUCAUCAGGGAUAAAUACACAGUUCUUCCUGAAACACGAGAAAGGAUUCUGGCAACAGAGGUAACUGGAACGUGGAGGUACUCUUAUGAAUCUGUUUCCAGCAUUCCUCAGAAUCUAAACUACUUUACUGAGAGAUAUUUGGACGUGAAAAAAGUAUUGACAGACACUUUUUUUGGUCCUCCAAAAGAGGGAGUCUAUAGCCCGUCUGUUCAGAGCACUCUUUUUCAGAUGGCAAAGACUGUUCUUAACAGGAUUCCUGACGUAUCGUCUGUGCAACUCAAAAUGCCAAAUCUUCAUUUCUUACCUGUUAACCUGUCGAACAAGAAUAACAGUAUAGUGAAGUUUGAAGACGAUGUUUACUUACCAACCGAUGAACCGCAUGGAUCAAUUGAAGCGAGCCUUAGCCGCUACUGGUCCAAACUGUAGUGCUUUGCCCUGGUCUGCUGGAGUACACACUCGUUCAUCCUCACUUCUGAAAACUGAAAUUUUCAUUUUCUUUAUAACUGUUGAUGCCAAAAUGUAAGUAUGAUCACUGUAGUUAUAAAUAAGGAAUCAUAAAUACAGCUUUAAUAAAUCUGAAUUAUGUUUCUGGAUAAGUUAUACAUGAACUUAUAGUUACAUGUUUGAAUUGCCA